AUGUCUCGUGACUUCGCUUUGUCCUCGGUCUCCGGUGUGUCUUCUGCCUCGGUCGUGUCUCUCUUGAGCCACCUCCUCUCUGCGUCUUCUCCACCGGUGUUCGACCACUGUCCUUUGUGCCCUGCUCUCCCUGAGGUCGAUUGGGCUUCUUUCUUUUUGGGUCUGGGGUGCGGGGUCCUGUUGCUUCCCGUCCUUGAGGCCCUGCUGCUCUUUCGUGCGGCCGUGCUUCGGUCCCUGGCCAUCCGGUUGCAAGGGCCCCGGUUGAUGCAGGCUCGCGUUGAGCGCCUUGAGCUUUUGGUUGAGCAGCUUCAAAGCGAGGUGCGAGCCCUUAGGGCGAUCAUAGGUGUGGGCGCGGAAGAUUUUGAGGUCAUCCCGGCCGUGGCUGCCAGCUCGGCGGGACCUGCCCGAUCCGAGCCGCGCACUCCUGAACGUGCUCCAGCGACUUCUUGGAACCCCUUGCCGGCCUCCGGGCCCGAAGACCAGCCGCUAGAGCGAGCUGGCAGCGCAUCUUUGCCGCGCACGGAGCGUGACAGUGCGUGUCGUGAGAUUGGAUUGUGGAUCACCAGGAACCUCCGUGGUGAACACAGGGGCGCUUCAGGUAGGGACAGGAUCCAGCAGGCCUCUCGCUACUGGGUGGUCUUCCGCGACUUUGAGGGUCGCGACGUCUCCCCUCCAUCUGCCUACUCCUCGUUUGGGGCGGCCAAGGCGGUGUGCAAGCGCGGCGCCGAGUGUGGGCGCAGCGUCUUCAUUGGACUUCCGGAGGAGGAGGACGUUGACGGCGCAGUUCUUGAACCGCGGGACUUUGCCGUUUGUCAGCCGGAGGGCACCGACGCUCACUACCUUGUGGGCUUGCUCCCUUUAGCCGGCGAGCCCGCGCAGGCUGCAAGCGGAUCAUGCGAGGCUAUCGUUGUAGCAGAGCAAGAUGGCCGGUUGGUGAUAGGCGUCCCAGCAGCUGCUUGGGCCCGCAAGGUUGCAUCCAGAAGGCUUCCCAGGUCAGGCCUCACCAAGGUUUCGUCGGUGGAGGUGGCUGCCGUUUCAACCGAGGAGCGGGAGCUUCUUCUCGAAGGCUCAGUGGUGCGGCUCUGGGUCGGGCUCCUAGACCCGAGUCUUGUCUCGGGCCUUGCUUUCGAGUCGGGCGACACGGCCGAGCUUACCUUUGCACAGGACAGCCAAGGCAUAUCGCUUCUUCCGCAUGCCGCCUCGCUGGUUGCCGCUGUGGAGAGCCUUCCGGCUUUGAGUCAGUUUGCUUCUGCGGAUUCGGCGGCCGGGGCCGAAGGCGCUUCGAACGUUGGUGCCCGGGUGGAUCGCUUGGAGGCCGCUAUGUCCAAGGUGGCAGCCGGUGUCAAGGCCUUGUUGGCCAAACAGGAGGCCUCGGAAGCAGAAGUGCCUCUGCCGGCUUCAAGGGCAGCGCGUGCCAAGCCCUCCCCAAACCCAGGCGCGGGGGCUGGCAUCGGCUUUGCUCACUUGGACGCUGGUGUUUCGCAGGCGGCUUUGGACGCCGGAGUCUCCAGGAAGACCCUGGCGGAGGUCGAUCGCCUUGUCGGCGGCAGUGGUGGUCUGCCCUCGCGUGGGCAGCUGGAGGCGGAGGAGCCCGCUCCCCUGCCAGACGGCAAGCCGCAGGAUCAGGUGGGGCAGGCGCUUGUGAAGCUGACGCAGUUGGUGGAGACCUUGGCGGCGCCCAAGAAACGGCAGCCGUCUACUUUAGACGGCCUCUUGGAUGCGGCGGGGCCCGCCGGCUCUGGAUCUCAAGAUGGAGGCCCCAGCUUGAGGAGGAAUGUGGCCGCACGCCGCGCUCUGAGGGCCGCCCUGGUGGAGAACCCUUCUCUGUUGUCGGCGACGGUGGAGGGCUUGAUGCGAGAAGACUUGCGCAGCAUGUCGACCCCGGGCUUCGAGGUGACGCCCAGCGCGAGGGCUUGGCUGGAGCACCGCAGCCGGAUCGGACCGCAUCAGACGCUGGCUCGGUCGGCUUGGGCCGUGGGGGCGUUAGACGCAGCUCGCCGAAAGAACUUCGAAGAGUGCGAGGCCAGGCUCAAUAUCUUGAUGGUGUGCAUGGACCAGGUCGCGACGGACCGCGGGUCGUGGACCUUAGCCUCCGAGCUGACGUUGGAGAGCCCUUGCCCCCUUCACGCCUUCAAAGCUCACGAAAACAGGGAUCGCGACAGCGAACAGGUGUGGUCUCGCAUCCUCGACGGCCGGUGGGCGGAGGUGGCUUUGCAUCACUUGCGCGACCAGUCCGACUUCUUGGAAAAGAGGGCCAAGCUGGGCCGCCGUGCCCAGCAGCAGGUGGAGGAGGAGGACCGCGACGCCGGCCGGGCGGAGGCGAAGGCAAAAGCCAAGGCCGGAAACAAGCGGCGACAGGAGGAGGACAAGUGA
This is a messenger RNA of Symbiodinium sp. CCMP2592, 2373 nucleotides long. The record is from the annotation of a GenBank genome assembly. Lineage: Eukaryota; Dinophyceae; Suessiales; Symbiodiniaceae.